Molecule: messenger RNA, 1780 nt
Organism: Drosophila willistoni
Lineage: Eukaryota; Metazoa; Arthropoda; Insecta; Diptera; Drosophilidae
Gene: Hibch
Product: 3-hydroxyisobutyryl-CoA hydrolase, mitochondrial
Exons: 3
Coding region: 198-1385 (395 amino acids)
Biological process (GO): L-valine catabolic process
Cellular component (GO): mitochondrion
Molecular function (GO): 3-hydroxyisobutyryl-CoA hydrolase activity
Source: RefSeq, a predicted model, not a curated record
AAAAUUACUUCCGCAUUCAUUUGCAUUGAAGACUAAUGGCAACUCUGGCCAUAAUCCGUUCCAGCUGUGUUGAUUUUUAGUUUUUUUGUCUAUUGCGCAACUCAUUGAACUUGGAUCCCCGAGGAAAGAAUAGAAUUAGAAGAGAAGUACUCAAUCAGCGCACAGACACACACACAGACACACACAAGCACGUCAAAAUGCAAAAUCCAAUUCAAAGGUUGGUCUGCACAUUCGGUCAACGAUCCUACGGCCAAUUGCCGCUUUUUGGAGUAGUUGCGACAACAACAACAACAUCGAGAAGAAGCACAAAAUCAGUCCAACCCACCAUUAUGGCCAAUUCCAUACGUCAAUCUUCCUCCUCCGUGCUGGCCACGGAGUCCUCCAACAAGGGAAUGAUUAUCAUAAACCGUCCGAAAGCAUUGAAUGCCAUCAAUUUGGAAAUGGUGCGAAAGAUCUAUAAGCAUUUAAAGAAAUGUGAAAAGUCGAAAUCUCUGCUGAUUAUCAAAGGUACAGGAGAGAAGGCAUUCUGUGCCGGCGGCGAUGUUCGUGCUCUAGUUGAAGCCGGACCCACAGACGAGUCGAAGAGCUUCUUUCGUGAGGAAUAUACAACGAACGCUCUAAUCGGCAACUACAAGAUUCCCUACAUAGCCAUUAUCGAUGGCAUCACAAUGGGCGGUGGAGUGGGUCUUAGUGUGCAUGGGAAAUAUCGCGUGGCCACUGAUCGCACACUCUUUGCCAUGCCCGAAACGGCAAUAGGACUUUUCCCCGAUGUGGGUGGCUCCUACUUUCUGCCCCGACUGCAGGGAAAACUGGGUCUAUAUCUGGGAUUAACUGGCUACCGUCUGCGUGGUGCUGAUGCCUUUCAUGCCGGAAUUGCCACCCACUAUUGCGAUGUUAAUCAAAUACCCGAACUGGAGACGGCACUCCUCAACUGUCCCGAUGCUGAUGAUGUGCCCGACCUAUUGAAGAAAUUCCAUUCGACCCCUGAAAAGGCAUUUACACUGGAACCAGUGCUGGAGAAGAUCAACAAGAACUUUGCCGCAGAUUCGGUUGAGGGCAUUCUUGAGAAUCUGCAAGCAGAUGGCAGCGAUUGGGCUAAGAAGACGCUAGAGACGCUGUGCAAGAUGUCGCCCACUUCCAUGAAGGUCACAUACAGGCAGCUGGAGUUGGGUUCUCAGCUGUCUCUGGCCCAGUGCCUGAUUAUGGAAUACCGACUGGCCGUGCGCCACUUGGAACGCAGUGACUUCAAAGAGGGCGUCCGCGCUCUGCUCAUUGAUAAGGAUCAGCAGCCCAAGUGGCAGCCAUCCACAUUGGCCGAUGUCAGUGAGGAGCAUGUGCAGUGGUUCUUCCGCAAAUUGCCAGAUACCGAGGAGCUCAAGCUGUAAAUCUCAAUUUCAGUUUGUUCGUUUUGAUUCUCGUUUUUUUUUCUCCCGUUUUCGUUUGGUUUGUUUUUUGCAAAAGCUUGAUUUCUGCAUGGUCGCCCGCCCCGUUCGCCUGCAUUUUUGCCUGUCUUCAGUUACAGUAAUCAUUCGAUAAACUAGCUUACAUGUGUAUAAAAUAUCUCUUUUUUUCUAUCUAUUCCAAACAGCAGCGACUAACCUCAAGCGAAACACUGUAAACAAUGUGAAAUUUGAUGCAUUUAUUAUCCGAUAUACAUAAUUAUUUACAUUUAUAUAUGUGGUAUAUAUCUUUUAUAUACAAUUGGUAGUCUUAAAUCAAAAAACUUUAAAAUUGUGCCUAGAAAUCGUUUAACAACAAUAAAGUGGAUUAUAUUACGUUA